Messenger RNA from Fibroporia radiculosa, 1332 nucleotides. RefSeq lists its product as uncharacterized. Gene Ontology annotation, biological process: spermine biosynthetic process; spermidine biosynthetic process. The transcript has 2 exons. The coding region runs from base 1 to 1332 and encodes 443 amino acids. Gene Ontology annotation, cellular component: cytosol. The record is from RefSeq and is a predicted model, not a curated record. Gene Ontology annotation, molecular function: adenosylmethionine decarboxylase activity. Lineage: Eukaryota; Fungi; Basidiomycota; Agaricomycetes; Polyporales; Fibroporiaceae.
AUGGCCACUGACCACGAUCAGCCCACCGGCCCCUUCGAGGGCCCCGAGAAAUUACUCGAGAUCUGGUUUUGUCCCUCUCCCGCCGAUGUGCCCGAUGCACAUGUCUCUCCGGUUGGCAAGCCAGGUCUCAGAAAAGUCCCUAGAGAAGUGUGGGCAGAAAUGCUCGACAUCGUCAAAUGCAAGAUCCUCUCCGUCGUCGAGGGUAUGGAGAUGGAUGCUUAUCUCCUCAGUGAAUCAUCUCUCUUCAUCUCUCCCCACCGCCUUAUUCUCAAAACUUGCGGAACAACUCUGAACCUCCUAGGAUUACCUCGAAUCCUGGAAAUCGCUAAAGAUCAUGCAUGUCUGCCUUCCGUCUACCGUUGCUUCUACUCUCGCAAAGCUUUCAUGUUUCCCGAGCGGCAGGUGGGGCCGCAUAGGGAAUGGAAAGCAGAAAUCGAUUUUCUAGACCAAAUCUUCCCCAAUGGUGCCGCGUACACCGUGGGUAAAGUCAACGGAGAUCAUUGGCUGCUAUACAUGUCCAGCCCGGAUGAAGACGCUGGCGCGAAUCCAGCGCUGAGAUCCGGCAAUUCCGUCCCCUACACGACGAAACCUCCCGAAGCAGACCUGGAUCGCGACACAGCCGAGGAAUCACAGCCAACGUCGCCCCCUGGCGAUAUCUCUCAGGAUUACACAAUUGAAAUCCUCAUGAGUCAGCUCUCUCCCAAGGCUUGCGCUCCGUUCAUGACGAGUUCGCUGGUCUCCGAGAUAUCCCAACUGAAUCCACUGGAUCAAGCGAUUGCACUGUCGUCUUCCGUGGGGAUAUCGGAUCUCUUUCCGGCCGAACUCACGACACUUGACGCGUACUCGUUCAUUCCCUGCGGCUAUUCAUCCAAUGCACUGCUUAGAUGGAAGGAGGACUCGGGCGCUGGGCCCGCUCGUAGCGGAGAGGGCUACUACAGCAUCCACGUUACUCCGGAGCCUGAUUGGUCGUACGCCAGCUUCGAAUGCAAUGUACCACUGCCUACCCUUCCCAACGGAGAGCCACGGAGCAUUCCAGACUUGAAGACGCUCGUGCGACGAGUCGUGAAUAUCUUCCAGCCAGGAAAGCUGACGCUGACGCUAUUUGUAUCAAGCAAGGACAACAACACCGCGGAGGAGGAAGACGGCGAGAGCGCCGUUGAAGCUGCUCAGCGUGCCUUCAAGGCCGCAUUGAUAACACCUCUCAAGGAGGUUGACGGUCCAGUAUGCUCUGGCUCGCCUGCUUUCGGAGGAGUUUACAAACGCACCGACAAGAUUAACUACGAGUUUGGCGGGUAUGACCUAGCUUUCGCGACUUUUGAACUACGAUCAUGA